GAUUGUAUAUAUACAGUUAUUGUUAAAGGGGAAAUAUGUUGAUUUAGUUGAUUUGAUUAUGUUUAGUUUAUAUAUUUUUAAAUUAUGAGUCUAAUCAACACACUUGCCACUGUAUUAGAGUUAUCUGUUCUCCCUGACGAAAUUCAACAUGCUUUACUUGAAUCUGGUUUUACACUAAGUUCAUUUGUAUUAGCCACAGAAGAGGACCUUGUUAAAUUAGGAUUUAGGAUGGCAGAAAGAAGGUUACUGCAGGAAUGGAUUAGGGCUCAAGCGGUUGGUAAUGUCCAGGUUGUUAAUGAAUAUGUUACUCCACAAUGUUUGUUGAGUAUUGGUGAGUCAGUUAAUGCUUCACCCAGAAUAAAUAGCUGCACCACUACUAGUGUAAUCAGUUUCAAGAAUCUGCGAAUUGAUAAAAUUAUAUCAGAGCAGAAGCAGCAGCAUGGGCCUAUUUGUGGUCAGCGAUCGACACAAAAGUUAAAGUCAGGAGAGCUGAUUGAAAAGGCAGAAAUGUUAUUUCUAAUAAAAGUUUGUGGGCAUUACCUGAUGAACAAUUGUGCUCAAAAAGAUAGACCGAAUGCUACUGAGAAGCAGGACUUAUCAAAGUCAAUUAUUGACUGUUUUCCUAUCUUACAUGAUGGAACAGCGAGUGGCUACGGAUACUUCUUUGAUAGAAAAUCAUUUAGUGGUAAGUUAGAAUACUUUGUUCGAAGCCGGCGAUCUGAUUGUAAAGAUAUAACUACACUAUGGAAACAUUCACCAUCAGAUAGUAGUCUUGCUACUAGUAGAUUAGGUGUAACAACUAGCGAUGAUGUUGAAAGUGCUGUUCGAUUGCUACGCGAACAACGACCUAAUGCCCAAAACAAAGAAGAGCUAAUUAAAUUAAUGGAUAUUACAAGAAAUCAUCGGCGAUCAUGGAUCAACACAUCGUUCCUAUCAAUCACAGAAAUUGUAAACCAGUACCCACGACUACUUGACAUGCCAGAAUCAAUUCUUAAAGAAUUCCAAAGUAGCAAUUUUAUAGAAACACGAUUGCACAUUGAGUGGCAGAAAUAUAAAAUUAAAAUUAUGGAAUAUGCCAAAUUGAAGCCCUCAUUAAAUACUCUAAUGGUUUUCUUAACAAAUGAGUUAGAUGAAGACAAGAAAAGUGAACUUGCGGUUGAAUGUCUUGUUUGGCUUCUCCCUACCCCACCUCAAAAAUCAAUUAAAAGGGCUCGUUUGCUACCGAAUGUGGUUAUGACAAAUCUUUUCUUUGACUUUAAGGAUGACACAAUUGAUUGUGCACUAAAGACACUAGAAGAUCGCGGAGUUAAACAACCGAUGUUGAUGCGGGUAUCUAAUGGAUAUUAUAUAAAGGUGGACAAUACAGUUAUAACACUGCCUUGUUGCAGCUGUUUUAUGGAGGCAUUAGAGUUUUUAUUUAUGACGUUUUAUGUUUUCGCCGUCGAAUAUCCGACCGAAUUAAGAUUUUUUUAUGGCUUUUUGGAGAAAGUCAUGGGACUUAAAUGUAGUGUGAAAAGUGCAACCGUUGCUGACUUAUUUACAAACAUAACUUUUCUUCCAAAUAUUUAAAUCCCUUUCAAUCCCAGAUGUGUUUAAUUUUAUUUGUUUUGUUUUUUAAAUUGUGAGAUGUCUUUUAUUUGUUCAUUAAUAUUAUUUAUUAAGGGAUUUUUUAGUUAGAGAUAACUAUUAUAAUUUAUUUCCAAUAUUCUUUUAUUUUACUAAUUAUAUUUGUUGCCUUUUUCA
This is a messenger RNA of Hydra vulgaris (swiftwater hydra), 1743 nucleotides long. The record is from RefSeq and is a predicted model, not a curated record. NCBI's taxonomy places the organism in Eukaryota, Metazoa, Cnidaria, Hydrozoa, Anthoathecata, Hydridae.